This is a messenger RNA of Drosophila sulfurigaster albostrigata, 2092 nucleotides long. RefSeq lists its product as uncharacterized. NCBI's taxonomy places the organism in Eukaryota, Metazoa, Arthropoda, Insecta, Diptera, Drosophilidae. The transcript has 3 exons. The record is from RefSeq and is a predicted model, not a curated record. Bases 264 to 1259 code for a protein of 331 amino acids. Gene Ontology annotation, molecular function: DNA binding.
AGCUGUUAGUAGUCAAUUUAGGGUAGGAGUAAGCACUUUCAAUUUUUUGUUAUUUUGUCGUUUACCGCGUUAAAUGCUAUGCAAUUGUGAAACGCUGUCAAUAGUUAACCGUUGCAACUAGCGAAAGGAGGGAAGCUCGCAUUCGUUUCAUUUGCUUGGUGCCUGGAGGAUGAUAAAAACGCGGCAUACAGCUGAAGCAGCAGUGGCCAAUAAGUUAAUUAUAUGUUUUGAUUUUAACACAACUAUACAACAAGACUUUAUAAAUGAGCAGUCCUCGAGACCAACUUCGCUGCAGUAGGAAAGGAUGUAAAUACACCACAAAUAGAUCGUACAACCUCGAGCGUCAUGAGCGCAACCAUGAGAAGGGCAAAGUGCCGGUUUCCCAGUGCCAACCGUGUCCACAUUGUCCUUAUGCCGCCGGAUCUCUGCACAAUUUGAUGCGGCACAUUAGUAAAAAGCAUGUCAAUGCCUCGCCAGUCAAAAAGGAGAACGGCAGGCUAGUCAGCGUUGACCCCGUGAAGGAGGAGGAGAUGGGGGAUAAUGAGGAGAAAGACGAUGAAACGAAGAUGCAACAAUCAACACCACCGACUGAGCAAACAUUACAAGCAACCGUUCAUAAAUCUAGUCCUAAGCGGGAAAGGAAGCCAUUGAAACCAGCUUCAGUAAGUGAGCAACUGCAGCGGGCUUCACUUUGGGAUUGGAGCACGUUGCAGCAACAAGAGAAGAAUUUCCAGAGACGUUAUGGUCUGGCUACCGAGUGUAAAAUACACAGGCAGACCGUUAACUUAUUCAAACUUUACGCUUUGGUGAGAGCCCGAGGAGGAGCUCUUAACGUCGAUGCCUGGGAUGAUGUGGCAAGCUCCCUUGGCUUUGCCACACGGGCAGCUUGUGGACGUCAUGUGCGUGACAAGUACAUGGGUGUCCUGCUAGAGUUUGAGAAGAGAGAAGAGGAACGUUUAGAGGAGUGCAAGGACUUUCUUGAUGUUCCUUCUUGGUGGGACGAUGGCAACUUCGUUGGUGCCAACAAGGAUCAUAAACCCAAUGUCACAGCACGGCCUGAGAGUGAAGCUAUUAGUCCAUUCAACAAUAAUGUUAGAUCUGCCAUUGUGAAAAUAAUUUUCAAUAAGUAUUAUAAGAAACAUCUUAGAGGCGGUGAUCCGUUCAAGCGGUUCAAUGUGAAGGACUCUUGGCUCAGGGCCACAAUGCUGAGUUCUCAUGCGCUUAUUUCCCAAAUGCAUUUUAAACACUAUUCUCCGUGACUUCAUAAUUACUGUAAUUUAAAGUUUUCAGCUCUAUUAACAUUCAUAGAAGAAAUGGCGCCAAAAGUGAAAUCAACUCUGCUUACGAUUUCCAUAGCUUUUGAAUUCACCAUGGUCAAUAUAUUCGAUAGACAUAUCGAAUUGUAGAGAAUGGUGUGGCCGUUGGGGCCCCCAAACUACUGAGGAAAUGGUAUAUUAUAAGCUUUAAUGUGCUGGUCCUGAUGAUAUGCCUCUCUUUGUGUAACACAAGUGGCUACUUUCGUUUUACAAAUUUGAGGUGCGCCAUUUUUUUUUGAAAUGUUACCAGCUCGAAGUGGUAUAUUUCGAACGCAAAAUAGCACCAUUUUGAAAUGGGAAUUGUGGUCACGCUGCGAUCAGUUCGAUAGCACGACGCAUUGUGAAUUCUGUUUUAAAGCUGGAAGGUCGUUUGCGCGCAAGAAUCGGUCGGCAAAAGUGAAUUUCAAAAGUUAACUGAAAGCACUAAAACAAAAAGUUGAAAUUGCGAAUUGUUUUCAUUUUACACUGCGUUGAACUGUUUGUUAAUAAAACCAAUAAAAAAAACAUAAAAUAUUGAAUUUGUGUGUGCGUUCGCGUUAAAAGUCAGAGUAACUAACUUGUGUGUGUGAGUGUGCACAUUUGUUGGGGAAUCAGGACUGCGCAAAAAAGAAGAAGCAUAUUCGUGAUUGGCGGCUGUUUCUGUGAGCGUGUCGUGUGCGUGUGUUUCUGUGUGAGCGUGUGUGUGCAUGUGUAUGUCAGUGGUGCGGCACAACGACAGCAGCAAAAGGAGGAGAAUUUGCAAGAAAGAAGAGGCCAAGAAGCAAGCAGCAGCAGCA